AUGAAGGAGGCCAACUACCACAAUGAGAAGAUGAAGGCGUACUGCAAUGCAGUGUGUCGCCUCGAGGACAAGUUCGACGGGCUCAAGCUUAACCACAUCACGCGCAAGUACCACGAGGAAGCGAACGAACUGGCCAAUAUCACAUCUGGCCGGACAACCAUUCCCCCGAAUGUCUUCAUCCGCGACCUCACCAAGCCAUCCGUCGACUUUAAGAACCCUACGGAAGCCACUGGAGUGGCGCCCAAACACUCGGGGGCUGCGAUCGUGGAGACAUCAGCCAAAGACCCCUCGACGGAGGAGCCCGAGACCAUGGACACUGACAUCGAGACAUCCUCGGUGGACGAGGCUGAGGGCAAGGAGCUGAUCCGAGACAUCCACGCUAGCAUCUGCGGUCACCACGCUGCACCGCGCACCCUCGUGGGCAAUGCAUUUCGGCAGGGCUUUUACUGGCCCACCGCGGUUGCCGACUCCACCGAUGUCGUGCGGACCUGCGAGGGCUGCCAGUUUUACGCUUGGAAGACACACCUCACGGCUCAUGCUCUGCAGACCAUCCCCAUCACAUGGCCGUUCAUCGUUUGGGGACUGGACCUCGUUGGGCCACUGUAG
Molecule: messenger RNA, 606 nt
Organism: Panicum virgatum (switchgrass)
Lineage: Eukaryota; Viridiplantae; Streptophyta; Magnoliopsida; Poales; Poaceae
Exons: 2
Coding region: 1-606 (201 amino acids)
Source: RefSeq, a predicted model, not a curated record